GGUAACGACUAGAUAGUGGGAAUAAUUUUGCGGCAACAGCUGCGGUACAUUUGGUUAAGAAAAGAAGUUGAUUUCUUUUCACUGUGAGCAUUUGAAGGUGACAUCUAUAUAUUCCAUGAUUCCUUUUUGAUAACAUCUUUAUUUAGUUAGUGGUAAGAUUCCUAUAUCUUACAUAACAUUGUGAUCUACGGAUUCCUAUAUUCCAUGAUUCCUUUUUUAUAACAUCUUUAUUUAGUUAGUGGUGAGAUUCCUAUAUUGUGAUCUACGAAAGAUGCAAUCUUGGACGGAAGACUAAUGGAUCUCCUGCAUGCCGAUGCAGGAGAUCCAUUAUUAUAUUGUAAUGAUCGAUAUGCAGGAGAUCCAUUAUUAUAUUGUACUGAUAAUCGAUCUUACGAUGACUCCUACUACUUGACUUACGACCAUAUUGAGGAUUAUGCAGCUAAGAAUUGGUGCACAGACGAAGAUGAUAAACAAAGCAGUGAGUGGGAGAGAUGGCUCGGAGCCGAAGAUUAUCAGUGGGUUGGCUAUGGUGCUUUGGAAGACGAUGUUGAUGCUAGCUGGCCUCUUGUUUGGGAUUGGAAUGUGGAUUGCGGGAAUCAGCCUCUUGGCCGAGAUUGGUAUGGAUUGGUAUGGAUUGGUAUGCUUGGGUUUACUUCAGCCUUUUUGGCCGAGAUUGGUAAGGGUUUUGGCUAUGAUGAAGCUUUUCUGAGCCAGAUUUUACCCUGCUCUGAUGCCAUGUACAAAAAGAUAGGAAGGGAAAUUGUGUUUUAUUUACUUGCUUGAUGAAUACACGAUUGAU
This is a messenger RNA of Salvia splendens (bonfire salvia), 799 nucleotides long. RefSeq lists its product as uncharacterized. The coding region runs from base 295 to 783 and encodes 162 amino acids. NCBI's taxonomy places the organism in Eukaryota, Viridiplantae, Streptophyta, Magnoliopsida, Lamiales, Lamiaceae. The record is from RefSeq and is a predicted model, not a curated record. The transcript has 2 exons.